GGCCUCCGCCAUGCCUCUGCCCUUGGCCCUUGUGCUGCUCCUGGGCUUGAGCGCCCGCCGAGGCUGGGGCUGCCUGCAGUGUGACCGCUCGGUGCUGGAGGCCCUGAGCCAGCUGCGUGUCGCUCUCAUCCCCAGCCGCUUCCAAGUACAGCAGCUGCAGGCCCGCGCUCAGGCCCUGCUGCUGGGCAUGGAGGGGCCCUUCUUCCGAGACUACGCGCUGAAUGCCUUUGUGGGGAGAGUGGGGAUAGAACAGCUGGACCUUGUGGCGUCCUUUAUCAAGAAUCAAACAAACAGCUUAAAGGUUAAUUCUCUGAGAGACAGGCCUCUGCUGGAUGAACUGGUGGCUCUUCGGGAGAGGGUGAUCAAGGAACUCAAGAAGGCUUUAAGAUCGUAUGAAUUAAAAGUCUUGCUGAAAGACGAGGUCUUGGAUUGUUUACAUUGCCAGAGGAUUAGUCCCAAAUGCGUCAAAGAAAACUACUGUUUCGUCGACGGGCAGCCCCGCAUGGACCUGCAGUACCAGAAGGAGAGCGGAUCCCUGCGGAAUCGGGCCAUGUUCGGCAGCAUCAUUUCCGUGUGUCUGGCUGUCCUGGCCUUUGGAGUCAUCGUGGCUUCGUCCUUUCUUCUGGAGGCAAGUGCCUGCGACCCAGCAAUGGCCAUCAGGACCCUGGCAGGCAAGGACCAGGAAUCAGUGACCUUCAAAGAUGUGGCCGUGGACUUCUCCCUGGAAGAGUGGGGCCGCCUGGGGCCUGGCCAGAGCGAGCGGUAUUGAGAUGUGAUGCUGGAGAACUACCAGAACCUUCUCUCGCUGGGGGCAGGACUCCUUGGGUCCAAACCUGAAGUGAUCUCCCAUCUGAAGCGAGGGGAAGAGCCCAGGAUGGAGGAGAGAGGAGCCCAGCGAGUUCCCUGUCCAGACUUGGAGACAAGCUCUGCAACUACGCAGGAGACACUUCCCAUAAAGAAUGUUUCUGAAGAGGCAGCUUCCCCAAAGGGAAAGAUGGAGGGUAUUUUAAGGGCAGUGCUUGGAGACACCAAGCUUGGGGGCUCCUGGACAUGAGGCUGUCAACGAGAAGACCAGGGAAAUCAGAAGAGGCAUUUGAGGAGGUUGUUUGCUCCUCCCAAGGAAAACACCUGUGGGGAGAGGGGCUGUAACGAGAUUGGGAGAAGCUUCAGGCAGACCUCAGCCUUCAUCAGGAAGCAAAGGCUGCCUGGAGGAGAGAGGCCCAAGAAGUGGAAUGGGACAAGAAAGAGCCUGAAAUACCAAAGGACCUUUGUAGAAAAUAAACCAUUUAACUGCACAGCAUGUGGAAAGCCUUCAUCUAGCAUUCCAACUACGUUCU
Phacochoerus africanus (Common warthog) is the source of this 1337-nucleotide messenger RNA. It is a transcript of the gene IZUMO2, whose product is annotated as IZUMO family member 2. The record is from RefSeq and is a predicted model, not a curated record. Gene Ontology annotation, biological process: regulation of DNA-templated transcription. The transcript has 9 exons. NCBI's taxonomy places the organism in Eukaryota, Metazoa, Chordata, Mammalia, Artiodactyla, Suidae.